AUGGAUGAUGAUUUUGCUAGAGCAGUAAAUAAAUUUAAUUCAAAUUUGGGGAUUUAUAAUAAGAACAGUUUUAUGAAAGAUCUUAAUGGGAGAAAAGAAAAAAAUGAAAAAAAAGACAAAAUCGAUGAGAAGAAUAUAAAUAAAUUGAAGGAAGAUUUAGAGCUACAUUAUAUACAUAACUCAAAUAAUAAAAUUUGUCAAAAAUUCCUGACACUUCCAGUGAAUUCCAAAUCUGACAAACUGAAGGACCAUUCGGACAAGGUCAUAUUGCCAGUGUCCAUCCUAAAAAUUCUCGAGAAGGGAUUUUACAGAAACGAAGUGGAAUUUCCAUACACGUUUAGCCUGAAAAAUGUACAAAAUAAUUACAUCACUCAUGUAUGCGUUUUGGAAUUCAGUUCCAACGAAGGAAUUAUACACGUUUCGGAAAAUGUAAAAGAGAAUUUAGGUAUAAAAGAAAAUAAUGGAAUUGUUCGAUUAUUAGUAACAUAUGCAAAUGUACCAAAAUGUGAUUUUAUAAAAUUUGAACCAUUAAAUGAAAACACGAAUAACAUCAAGUUAAUGAAAAAUUUGUUGCAAAAUGAGUUAAGUUUAAAUUAUAGUACUUUGACUCUAGGUGAUUAUGUUCAUAUUAAUAAUUUAAGUUUUUAUAUAAGUGAGUUAGAACCAGAUAAUGCUGUAUCGUUAAUAAACACUGAUAUCACUGUUGAUAUAUGUGAAGGCUCAAGUUUUAGUGAAUAUAAAAAAAACACUUUAUCAAAUUCAGUAAACGACUUUUAUGAACCUAUCAACACCACAGAUGUAACAAUAAAUAGCAUUAUUAAAAAAGGUAUGAAAAAAUAUAAGUACAUUUUUCAUUACAGUAUAUUAGAAUUACUCAAGAAGGACAAGGUUCAAAUCCAUAUUUUCAUAAAUCCUAGUGAUAAUACAAAUAACAAUUUUGACAUGUAUAUUUCCUUUCCCCCAUAUGAUUCUGUUUCGAAUGUAUUGCAUCAUUUGCAUAUCGAUGAUUUUAGUAAAGAAAUCAAGAUAAAUAAGGACGUUAUAAGAAAAUCCCUGAUGUUGCACUUUGCAUGUUUCGCGAAGCAACUAGAAGAGAAAAGUACAGAAAUAGCACUUCAAGAAAAUGGUGUAUUAAUUAUGCCUCAGAAUGACGACCCGUUUUUAGAAUACAUACUCGAUCAGUUCUUCCCGCACAUAAUGUAUAUUGCCAUUUCUAGCACGGAAGAAAAAGAGUUGCAAUACAGCCUUUCAUUGAAGGUUCAUUCAAAUGAUGAAACAGAAAUUAUGAAAGAAGAAAAAGCAAGAGAUAAUUUUAAAUAUUCAUCUACUAUAAACAAUUCAAACACGAUGAACUGCACAGCUAUAAACCCUAUACCAAAUUGUAACAAUAAUCAAACAUUUAUUAAAUGCAAUAAUUGCUUAAAAGAUAUUUUAGAAAAUAAUAUGAAUAUGCAUCAGAUUCAUUGCUUAAAAAAUAUUUCCAUAUGUAAUAUAUGUAAAAAGAGUUUUUUAAAAAAAGACAUUCUUAAUCAUACGCAUUGUGGAAUAUGUAAUGAAGGUUUAAAUGUAUCCGAUGUGGAUAAACAUAAUCAUACAUGGCAUACAAAAAUAAAAUGCGUGUGUCAGAAAUAUUUUUAUAAAAAACAGUUUAUUUUUCAUCAAGCGUUAUUUUGCCCGAAGAAAAUUAUUUUCUGUUCGUAUUGUAACAUAUUUACCAUGUCUUGUACAAAUAUGUAUAAUGAAGAUUAUAUUUUGGCGAAUUUUUUGGACAAAUUUGAUCAUAAAGAAAAUUUUAUUGCAAAAUCGGUUAAUUAUUAUAUUCAUCUAUUACAUACAAAUUUUUCAUAUUUUAUAAAAUAUAUCAAUCAUACGGAACAUGAAAAAUAUUGUGGAUCCAAAUCUGUUAAUUGUACACUUUGUAAAACGAAUAUGUACAGAAACACCUACUUAGAUCACUUAAUGUUUUUUCAUAAUAAGGAUAAACAAGAGUCCUUUACCAUUAUAAAUGAAAAUAUGAACGUAUAG
Molecule: messenger RNA, 2025 nt
Organism: Plasmodium gonderi
Lineage: Eukaryota; Apicomplexa; Aconoidasida; Haemosporida; Plasmodiidae
Exons: 2
Coding region: 1-2025 (674 amino acids)
Cellular component (GO): VCP-NPL4-UFD1 AAA ATPase complex
Molecular function (GO): polyubiquitin modification-dependent protein binding
Source: RefSeq, a predicted model, not a curated record